AAGCAAGCCACCGCUCCUCUCUCUCUCUCUCUCCUAUAUGAUGAUGAUGAUGAUGAUGAUGAUCCGCCAUGCCUUUCUCUCUCUACCCAUCUACCCUGCCGCCACCUCCAUCCUCCUCCGGUCCCUCCCAUGGCAGGUUCGCCUCCGGGCCGCACCGUCUACCUCCAUGGCGACCUCGACCUCCACAUCAUCUCCGCCUCCAACCUCCCCAACAUGGACAUCUUCUCCGAGCGCCUCCGCCUCUGCUUCUCCGCCUGCGCCGGAGCCGGGACUCAACCCUCCCGCUCCCGCUCCCCCCACCCCGACCUCGCAUCCCCUCCCCGCGACCGCCGCCGCGACCCCGACCCCGACGGCGACGCCCACCGCCACGGGAAGAUCAUCACCUCCGACCCCUACGUCAAGGUCCGCGUCCCCCACGCCACCAUCGCCAGCACCCGCGUCCUCCACGACACGCAGAACCCUAUGUGGGACCAGCAGUUCCACAUCGCCCUGGCUCACCCCGUCGACGACUUGGAGUUCCACGUGAAGGACGACGACAUCUUGGGCGCGCAGCUGAUCGGCGUUGUUAAGAUCCCGGCGCGGGAAAUCGCAGCCCGCGAGUUCAUCUCCCGGUCGUACCCGCUAAUUGGACCCUCGGCGAAGUCGAAUUCCGUCCUCCAGCUCGAGCUGAAGUUCACGCCCGUGGAGAAGAACGAGGAUUACCAGAACGGCAUUGCUGGAGUGAGGCAGACUUAUUUCCCCUUGAGAAAAGGGAGUGGCGUCACGCUGUAUCAGGACGCUCAUGUGGUCGAUGGGUGGUUGCCUGAUAUCAAGUUGGAUAGCGACGCUGGAGGCGUUUAUAGGCACGGGAAGUGUUGGGAGGAUAUUUGUCACGCCAUAUCUGAGGCUCACCAUUUGAUAUACAUCGUUGGGUGGUCGGUUUUUCAUAAAGUUAAGCUCAUUAGAGAGCCUACCCGUACCCGGGCAUUGCCGCGAGGCGGGGACUUGACGCUCGGCGAUUUGCUCAAGUAUAAGUCAGAAGAGGGGGUGCGCGUUUUGCUGUUGAUUUGGGAUGAUAAGACUUCGUACAACAAGUAUUUUAUUAACACGGCAGGGGUGAUGCAGACACAUGAUGAAGAAACUCGAAAGUUUUUCAAACAUUCAUCGGUGAACUGUGUGCUGGCCCCGCGUUAUGCCAGCAGUAAGCUUGGCUAUAUAAAACAGCAGGUUGUUGGAACCAUGUUCACACACCAUCAAAAAUGUGUCCUAGUGGACACCCAGGCGUCGGGUAAUAACCGAAAAAUAACUGCAUUUGUAGGAGGAAUUGAUCUCUGUCACGGUCGAUAUGAUACACCUGAGCAUCGGCUAUUUCGCGAUCUUCACACUGAAGUUUUUCAGGAUGACUUUUACAAUCCUACAUAUCCUGCUGAUAUGAAAGCUCCAAGACAACCGUGGCAUGACUUGCACUGCCGGAUUGAAGGGCCUGCUGCAUAUGAUGUCCUGAUAAACUUUGAGCAACGUUGGAGGAAAGCAACAAGAUGGAAAGAAUUCAGUCUCUUUGUCAAAGGAAAAAAACAUUGGCAUGAUGAUUCCUUAAUUAAAAUAGGCCGUAUCUCUUGGAUAUUGAGUCCUCCAUCGACUGAGUCACAUGAUGGCACCAGAUCUCAUUCAAAGAAUGACCCCCAUGAGCGUUUUACGGUAGUGCCUGAGGACAACCCCAAUCUCUAUGUCUCUAAAGAAGAUGAUCCUAAUAACUGGCAUGUUCAGAUUUUCCGGUCUAUUGACUCUGGAUCAGUCAAAGGAUUUCCCACAAAAAGGAAAGAUGUUACUGAAACGAAGAAUCUUUUAGUUACAAAAGAUGUGGUAGUAGACAGAAGCAUUCAGACAGCUUACAUUCAGGCAAUCAGAUCUGCUAAACAUUUUGUCUAUAUUGAAAAUCAGUAUUUUCUGGGAUCAUCAUAUGCGUGGCCAUCGCAUAAUGAUGCAGGAGCUGAUAACCUCAUUCCAAUGGAAUUGGCCCUGAAGAUUGCUGGAAAAAUUAGAGCUAAUGAGAGGUUUGCUGUAUAUAUUGUCAUACCGAUGUGGCCUGAAGGUGAUCCCAGGUCAGCUACAGUCCAAGAGAUUCUCUUUUGGCAGAACCAGACCAUGCAAAUGAUGUAUCAAGUUGUCGCAAGUGAACUGAAGCAAAAGGAGCUCAAAGAUUCUCAUCCUCAGGACUUCCUUAAUUUUUACUGUCUUGGUAAAAGGGAAGAUAAUUCUGGUCAACCUUCUUCAGAUAAUGAGCAGGUCUCAGAAUCAUACAAAUCCCAGCGAUUUAUGAUAUAUGUUCAUGCUAAAGGAAUGGUUGUGGAUGAUGAGUACGUUUUAUUGGGGUCGGCAAAUAUUAACCAAAGAUCAUUGGCUGGUACCAAAGACACCGAGAUUGCCAUGGGUGCAUAUCAGCCCCAUCACACUUGGGCACGAAAGCAGGGGCAUCCGUAUGGUCAGGUAUAUGGAUACAGAAUGUCCCUGUGGGCAGAGCAUCUUGGGCAAGUGGAAGGUUGCUUUGUUGAGCCUGGCAGUUCAGAAUGUGUGAACAGGGUGAACGAGAUAGCUGAAAAGAACCGGGACAACUACAAGGCUGGUGGUCCAUUGCAGGGCCACCUUCUCCGGUAUCCCAUACAGGUGGACCGAGAUGGGAAUGUUGGGUCAUUGCAAGGAUUCGAGGAGUUUCCUGACGUCGGUGGCAAAGUCGUCGGUACUCAUUCCAAUGCAAUCCCUGAUGUUCUAACAACUUAGGUUCCGUCCGACUCCGUGUCCAUGCAGUCCCAGGAGCCGCAAAGAUGUUUCCCGGGGGGGGGGGGGCGUCGCUUCAUUC
Molecule: messenger RNA, 2836 nt
Organism: Syzygium oleosum
Lineage: Eukaryota; Viridiplantae; Streptophyta; Magnoliopsida; Myrtales; Myrtaceae
Product: phospholipase D delta
Exons: 10
Coding region: 130-2757 (875 amino acids)
Biological process (GO): phospholipid catabolic process; phosphatidylcholine metabolic process
Cellular component (GO): plasma membrane
Molecular function (GO): calcium ion binding; D-type glycerophospholipase activity
Source: RefSeq, a predicted model, not a curated record